CAACGUACUGUUGGAAAGAGUCAGUCACUUCCCUCGCAGCCAGAAGCAACCCAGGAAACCGUCUCAGCUUCUGACACUCUCCAAGACUGAAGAAGCCAUGAGCCGCGACAGCAACAGGAACUAAGGAGGCUGCAACACUAGGAAUAAGUUAAGUUGCAAGAGCGAUUACUUCAUCAUGCUGUUCAAAUGGCGUGACACACUUCCCUGACAGCACUGCCACCACGUGGUGCCUUUACCAACGCUACCAGGGAGAAUGUGGCUUCUUGCACAGACUGCUUUUUCUGUGCUCCAAGUGGUUUCUUUCAGGGAACUACGAAGCCACUGAUGGUUGACACCUGCCCUCAACACGAUGGAGAGCAGCCUGAAGAAUGUUCUGGUGGUUUCCUUUGGAUUCUUGCUUCUCUUUACUGCCUUUGGAGGGCUACAGAAUCUGCAGAGCAGCCUGUACAGAGAGGAAGGCCUGGGGGUGGCAGCGCUCAGCACCAUCUAUGGGGCGGUGCUCGUGUCCUCCAUGUUUCUCCCGUCAGUUCUCAUUAAGAAGUUGGGCUGCAAGUGGAGCAUCGUCAUCUCCAUGUGCUGCUACGUGGCCUUCUCCCUGGGCAACUUCUACGCCAGCUGGUACACUCUGAUCCCCACCUCCAUCAUGCUGGGCCUCGGAGCUGCCCCACUGUGGUCUGCUCAUUGCACGUACCUCACGAUCAUGGGAAACACACAUGCGGAGGAAGCAGGAAAAAUCGGCAAAAAUGUGGUGAACCAGUAUUUUGGCAUCUUCUUUCUCAUAUUCCAGUCAUCUGGUGUGUGGGGCAACCUGAUCUCGUCUCUGGUGUUUGGCCAAAAACCUACUCAAGGGGCCAUCCCAGAGGAGAAUCUCCUGUCCUGUGGGGCAAGCGACUGCCUGAUGGCCACAGCGUCCACCAACAGCACCCAAAGUCCCUCCCAGGAGUUGAUCUAUACCCUGCUGGGCAUCUACACAGGGAGUGGUGUGCUGGCAGUCCUGCUCGUAGCCACCUUUCUCCAACCCAUAAAGGAUGUCCAAGAGAAAAGCAAAGGAGAGGAAAAGUCGUCAUCUUUUUGGUCCACUUUGCUGUCAACUUUCAAGCUUCUCAGAGAUAAACGUCUGUGUCUCCUCAUUCUGCUGCCGGUGUACAGUGGGUUUCAGCAAGCCUUCCUCUCGGGUGACUACACGAGGUCGUACGUCACCUGCGCCCUGGGGAUCCAGUUUGUUGGCUACGUGAUGAUCUGCUUCUCGGCCACCAACGCGCUGUGCUCCGUGCUGUACGGGAGGAUCUCCCAGUACACGGGCAGAAUCGCUCUCUACAUGCUGGGCACGGGCAUCCACGUCUCCUGUGUCAUCGCCCUCUUGCUGUGGAAACCACACCCUCACCAGCUGGCCGUGUUCUUCGUGUUUUCUGGCCUUUGGGGCAUGGCCGACGCCGUCUGGCAGACACAAAACAAUGCCCUUUAUGGCGUUCUGUUUGAGAAGAACAAGGAGGCUGCCUUUGCCAAUUAUCGCCUUUGGGAAGCCGUGGGGUUCGUCAUUGCGUUUGGAUACAGCACGUUUUUGUGCAUCUAUGUCAAACUCUACAUUCUGCUGGGAGUCUUGAGUCUGACGAUGGUGGCGUAUGGAAUUGUUGAGUAUCUGGAGUCCAAGAACCUGGCCCAGCCACUGGCUAUGGAAGAGACAAAGCCAGCAGAGGAAGGAGAAAUACAGACAAAACUGUGAAAGCAACCCCCCAUGGGAGGUGAACUCAGAGCGCAUCAGCAAGAGAGCCUUGUUUGAAGGUGCCUCAGAGUUUGUGGUUGAUUAUUCACAACUAUUUCAGCAAUGGAUGGCCAUUCUGAAGACAGAAAAAGGUUUCAUUUUUUAAUGUAUUUUUUUAAUUCGAUCAAAUUUUCAGUCCACUAUCUCAUCAGUAGAGAUUAAGAGUAUCCGUGAAGGAAGCAGUUAAUUUCAGAUACAAAAGAAAAAAGUCCAGGGUCCAAUCAGCCAAUUGGAACUUGCUUAGGAUCACAGAAACAAUGACUUACACUUUUCUUUGUGGUUGUCAUGGUGGUUGUUUUUAAGAAUUGGAAGCCUGCUUAAAAUAAUGCAGCCCAACACCAUAAUUUUACAAAUGGGUAAACUGAUGUCCAGGCAGGUCAGCUGACUACCCCCCAGAGUCUGUAAGUGACAAAGCCAGACUAGGGUUCGUCACGUGUUAAAAUGUAGAGAAUGUGAGUUUCUAAAUAAAUGCAAUUAUAUUGUGGGCUCACCUCCUGUCCAAAUAGUUUCAUUCUAAAUACUCAUAUAGGUCCCACACACAAGUCACAAAUAAGUGAUCUAGCAUGUCGUAGACCACCGGAAGGCUUCAAAAGUAAUUUCAAAUAAGAUAUAACAUGUAAGACUAAUGAGAUGAUAGAACUGGACAUAGGGCGUACUUGUUGCGUGUUAUGUGCCCGUCUUGCCAUCAGUACCUACAUCCGACAGCGGGCUUUUCCAUUCCUUAUCUUCUUUGAAGGCUGGGAACGUGGCGAUGCGGUCCCCUGCCACCAUCGAGUGCUUCUUUUCUUUCUGUGACAUCCUGUGCCGUCUUAUUCUCUCCCCCAGAUUGUUUUUUCUCCUUUCCUCUCACUCCAAGAUGCCUCCUACCCCCCUUCCCUCCUCAGUCUCUGCUCUUCUCCCAGGCUUCUUUCUGCAUGUCCUGUGAGCGUGCCCCCACACGUCUUCCACACUUCCCUCUCAUCUGUGGACAGCCCCCCACCACAGUCUGCCCUCCUCCAAUCCUAAAGCAAACCCCUCCGUGGCCCCUCCUUUCCAACGAGGCGAGUUCUUUAGUCUGGCCCAGGGUCAUCCAGGGGGCCACCAUGCUCCCCUCAAGUUCCCUCUUCCCUCCUGACCUCCCCUCACACGCUUCCUCCACCUUGAAUGCCUUCCUGCCCCCCAACACCAAUUCUUCAAGCUUAAUGGAGCUUGAUGUCACCAGGGCAUAUGGGCUGUUCUCCUAGCCUAUGUAACAUACAUUUAUUAUAUUUAUUUUUCGGAUGAGCCUCUCCCCCUACUUGACCUUAAGCUUUCCAAUGUAUAGGCUGUAACACCAGCAGGCACUAAAUGAAUGUUUGUUGAGGGAAGAAAAUGUAUCAAGAAUUCAAAGAAUUGUUAACCCAUCUCGGCCUCUCUGCGAAACACCAGUCAAACCCUGGCCCCUUCAUUCACUCAUUCAUUCAUUCACUCACUCAGUGCUAGCUGGGCCCCCGUGAUGCUGGAGAUGGAGUGAUGAGCAAAGAUGGACACGGUCCUUUCUCCACACAGACAGUUGUCAGCCAAGUGAGGAGACGGAUGUUGAUCAAUUAAAUAUGAAAUUCCGCCUGCUGUGA
Molecule: messenger RNA, 3354 nt
Organism: Equus quagga
Lineage: Eukaryota; Metazoa; Chordata; Mammalia; Perissodactyla; Equidae
Gene: UNC93A
Product: unc-93 homolog A
Exons: 10
Coding region: 350-1723 (457 amino acids)
Source: RefSeq, a predicted model, not a curated record